Molecule: messenger RNA, 657 nt
Organism: Paramecium sonneborni
Lineage: Eukaryota; Ciliophora; Oligohymenophorea; Peniculida; Parameciidae
Source: the annotation of a GenBank genome assembly
AUGGGUGAUUAAAUGUAUGAAUUAAGUGCAAAAUGGACAGUAUCAGAGAAAUACAAUGCUAGUUAGAAUCUUGACUAUAAAAAGACAAUAGCAGAUGUAUGUUCAUUCAGUACGAUUGAAGAAUUUGCAUUUCUAAUGAAGAAUACUAUUUAUUCAAAAUUAUCAGAUGUAUUAAGUGAGCCUUUGAAAUGCAAAAUGUAAAGAGAUGUUAUAAAUACAGCUUUAAAUAAUUCAAUGAUGAAAAUGUAGAUGUAUAAAUAGAGGCAAUAUAAUAUUUCAAGAAUGACAUUAAACCAUGGUGGGAAGAUGAAAAUAAUAAAAAUGGUGGUGAGAUCUAAUUUGAUAUACCAACAUAAUUUUAAAAUAUAUAUGAUAAUUUAUACUAAGAUAUUUUAUAUGAGGUGAUUGGAUAAUCGACUGAGGAUUUAAGACAUGUAAAUAAAUAAUACUAUAAUAGAUAAAUGGUAUAAGAGUUGUGGAUAAAAUAAAUGCUAAAUAAGGGAAUAGAAUAAGAAUUGAAUUAUGGUUAGAUAUUGAUCCUAAAGAUAAACAUGAAUCUAUAUAAAAAUUAGAUGCCUGGUUAGUAACCUUGAUUUAGAAAUAUAACAUUGAUUAAACUCAACUAACUUAAGUUUCGCAUAAAAAAUGAAUAUUGUA